Chanos chanos (milkfish) is the source of this 717-nucleotide messenger RNA. It is a transcript of the gene sox14, whose product is annotated as SRY-box transcription factor 14. The coding region runs from base 1 to 717 and encodes 238 amino acids. The record is from RefSeq and is a predicted model, not a curated record. Gene Ontology annotation, cellular component: nucleus. NCBI's taxonomy places the organism in Eukaryota, Metazoa, Chordata, Actinopteri, Gonorynchiformes, Chanidae. The transcript has a single exon. Gene Ontology annotation, biological process: negative regulation of transcription by RNA polymerase II; neuron differentiation; positive regulation of transcription by RNA polymerase II. Gene Ontology annotation, molecular function: RNA polymerase II cis-regulatory region sequence-specific DNA binding; DNA-binding transcription activator activity, RNA polymerase II-specific.
AUGUCAAAGCCAGUAGAUCAUAUCAAGCGACCCAUGAAUGCUUUCAUGGUGUGGUCUCGAGGCCAGAGGAGAAAAAUGGCUCAAGAGAAUCCCAAAAUGCAUAAUUCAGAAAUCAGCAAAAGACUCGGCGCCGAGUGGAAACUGCUCUCCGAGUCUGAGAAACGACCGUACAUCGACGAGGCUAAGAGGCUACGGGCUCAGCACAUGAAAGAGCACCCAGACUACAAGUAUAGACCCAGACGCAAGCCCAAGAAUUUACUUAAGAAGGACAGGUACGUCUUCCCCUUGCCCUACCUUGGGGACACGGAUCACUUGAAAGGACUUCCAGUAUCUGCAACGGACUCUCUUUUGGGUUCCUCGGAAAAAGCCAGAGCGUUCCUGCCGCCGACGUCGGCACCGUACUCUUUCCUCGACCCAAGUCAGUUCAGCACUAGUGCCAUUCAGAAGAUGACAGAGAUGCCCCACACGUUGACCACCAGCACUUUACCCUAUGCAUCCUCCUUGGGAUACCAGAAUGGCGCUUUCGGAAGUUUGGGAUGCCCAAGCCAGCAUACCCACACUCACCCGUCACCCACAAACCCUGGGUACGUCGUGCCCUGUAACUGCACCGCAUGGUCAGCGUCGAGUUUACAGCCCCCCGUUGCCUACAUACUGUUUCCAGGUAUGACAAAGAGUGGGAUUGACCCCUACUCAUCAGCACAUGCUACUGCUAUGUAA